GCUCAAUUGUUGAUCAGAUCACAUCUAAGGGAUUUAGGAGCACAGAAGAGCCGAGAUUUGAGGGGGAAAAAAGAGAGAGACACCCUAUCGAAUUCACACACCUCUCCCCUUCCUCCUCUCCGCACUCUCUCUGUAGAAUACAAUACUGCACAGAGAGGGAGGCAGUAAAGGUUGCUGCACACAGCGCUGCUUCACUUUUUGGGCCAAGUUUUGGUCUCUUUUAUUAUAAUUAUUAUUAUUAUCAUUAUUAUUAUUUUUCUUACUUGUUGUGGUGCCGGAGAGGCAGUGUUUCCCCUGCCGGAGAGAGACACUGAGGCAGAGACAUGUCCUUCCCGCAGCUGGGUUACCCCCAGUAUCUGAGCGCUGGCCAGGCGGCCGUCUAUGGAGGGGAUCGGCCGGGAGUUCUGGCCGCAGCGGCAGCUGCAGCGGCCGCAGCGGCGGCUGCCGGGUCUGGGAGGCCAGCUGGAGCAGAGCUGGGCAGCAGCUCCACCGCCGCUGUCACUUCUGUGCUGGGCAUGUAUGCCAGUCCCUACAGCACUCCCAACUACAGCGCCUUCCUGCCCUACACCACCGAUCUCACCCUCUUCUCCCAAAUGGGAUCGCAGUAUGAACUGAAGGAUAAUCCAGGUGUUCAUCCAGCCACGUUUGCUGCACAUACUGCCCCAGGCUAUUACCCGUAUGGACAGUUCCAGUAUGGCGAUCCAGGUCGACCCAAAAAUGCCACCAGGGAGAGCACUAGCACCUUAAAGGCAUGGCUAAAUGAGCACAGGAAGAACCCUUACCCCACCAAAGGGGAGAAGAUCAUGUUGGCCAUCAUCACCAAAAUGACCCUCACCCAGGUCUCCACAUGGUUUGCCAACGCAAGGAGGAGGCUCAAGAAGGAAAACAAGGUGACCUGGGGUGCCAGGAGCAAGGAAGAUGGCAAUCUCUUUGGGAGCGACAAUGAAGGAGACCACGAGAAAAAUGAAGACGAUGAGGAAAUCGAUCUCGAGAGCAUAGAUAUCGAUAAAAUUGACGAUAACGACGGCGAGCAGAGCAACGAGGAGGAGGAAGACAAGCCAGAGCAUUUGAGACAGAGCGAGAAAGAAAGUUUAAAAAAUGAGAACGAUCUGGUGUUGCCAGGCUCUGACGGACUUAAAUCAAAGGACUCUUUGUCACUGGUGAAAGAAAACUCUGAAAGUAGCAAUACCAGAAUCGUAAGCCCAGGAGGCCAGGGGAGUUUACAAGUACCAACCCAUAGCAAACCAAAAAUAUGGUCUUUGGCAGAAACAGCCACAAGCCCAGAUGGGGCCCUCAAGUCAUCUUCCCCUUCAUCCCAAGUUAAUCACACCUCUCCUCCGAUCCAGCACCCAGCAUUCAUACCCAGCCACGGACUAUACACAUGCCAGAUUGGUAAAUUCCACAACUGGACAAACGGAGCCUUCUUAACCCAAAGUUCCUUGAUAAAUAUGAGAUCUUUAUUAGGGGUCAACCACCACCACGCAGCUCAUCACAACCACCACCACCAUCUCCAGGCCCACCAACAAGCACACCUGUUAACAGCCAACCUGGGAGCCCUUAACGACAAAAACACAGAAGGGAGCAGUCCCAAGCACACAGAAAGAGAAAACGUCCAGAGGACCGAAUCUCCACCUCAGUUAAAGCCCCCCUUCCAGGCUGUUCGUGAAAACUCACUUUCACAACAAGAAGGGACACCACGCAUAUUAACAGCACUUCCCUCUGCCUGAUUAUUGAACCUUUAAAAAAGUCAAAAUAUGGACAAUAAUAGGGAAAUUCCUUAAAAUGACUUUGUUUGCAAUAAAGUGGGAUAAAUCCAGAUAAAAGGUUUUCGCAAAUCUGUAGAUGGAUCCUUUCUCCACUGUACCAUUUCAGCUCCUGUAAAUUCAGACCAUUAAUUGAUUAUUAUUAUUUUUUUUUUCGUUUUGGUAAAUGUUCUUAAGUAUAUGUGUUUUUUCUUCUGUAUAUAAAGUGAUCUAAAAUUGUAAAUAGCGCGUCAGCAGAAACUUGUCUAAAUCAUAUAUUUUUGUCAAAUAAACUAAAUGAAAUUAUGAAA
Messenger RNA from Spea bombifrons (plains spadefoot toad), 2053 nucleotides. It is a transcript of the gene IRX1, whose product is annotated as iroquois homeobox 1. The transcript has 4 exons. Gene Ontology annotation, cellular component: nucleus. Gene Ontology annotation, molecular function: DNA-binding transcription factor activity, RNA polymerase II-specific; RNA polymerase II cis-regulatory region sequence-specific DNA binding. NCBI's taxonomy places the organism in Eukaryota, Metazoa, Chordata, Amphibia, Anura, Pelobatidae. The coding region runs from base 324 to 1727 and encodes 467 amino acids. The record is from RefSeq and is a predicted model, not a curated record. Gene Ontology annotation, biological process: cell development; neuron differentiation; regulation of transcription by RNA polymerase II.